This is a messenger RNA of Carica papaya (papaya), 1280 nucleotides long. RefSeq names its product Matrixin family protein. Gene Ontology annotation, biological process: collagen catabolic process; extracellular matrix organization; proteolysis. The record is from RefSeq and is a predicted model, not a curated record. Gene Ontology annotation, molecular function: zinc ion binding; metalloendopeptidase activity. Lineage: Eukaryota; Viridiplantae; Streptophyta; Magnoliopsida; Brassicales; Caricaceae. Gene Ontology annotation, cellular component: extracellular matrix.
CUUCAUUCGAAUCUCCCAACACAACAAGCUUAUUCUGUUAUGUUGUCCCUGCAAAAGUACAUUAAAAAAAAAAAAAACGGCUCUAACUCCAAAAUAACUGCCCAUGUUUCCGUUAUUCAGUUAUUCAUAUCUCCUGCUCUUUCUCUGCCUCUCCCGCCCUUGCUCCCCUGCCAGAAUCAUACCGGGCUCCGUUACCGUCAUAACUGAUCCCGACGUCAACUCCCACGCCGUCUACACCACCUGGCGCAACUUUACUCGCUUCCAGGACGCCGUGAAGGGCAGCAGCGUCACCGGCAUCUCCGAGCUCAAAACCUACUUCCACCGAUUCGGUUACCUAACGGUUCCCGAUCCCCGUAGCAACUUCACGGAUGUUUUCGACAAAGACCUCGAAUCCGCCGUUACUCUCUACCAGAAAUACCUUGGGUUACCGGUAACGGGAAAACUCGACGCCGGUACUAUUUCCGUCAUUAUGUCACCGAGAUGUGGCGUUAGCGAUUCUCAGAUUACUGUCCGACGUGGCAGUAGUGCUCUGCGUCCAACGAAGCACUAUGCGUAUUUUAACGGCCAGCCGAGGUGGACCCGUGGGACGCCGGUGACGCUAACGUAUGCUUUCUCGACGAACAACAUGAUUCACUACCUGAGUUUGGAGGAGGUGAAAAUAGUUUUUCACCGCGCGUUUUCACGGUGGGCGGCGGUGAUUCCGCUGAAAUUUAAGGAGGCAAGAGACUACGAAGCGGCGGAUAUUAAAAUAGGUUUUUACCGCGGUGAUCACGGCGACGGAGAGCCGUUCGAUGGGGUGUUGGGAGUGCUGGCUCACGCGUUUUCGCCGGAAAACGGGAGGUUUCACCUGGACGCCGCGGAGACGUGGGCCGUCGAUUUUGAAAAGGAGAAAUCAAAAGCGGCGGUGGAUCUUGAAUCGGUGGCGACGCACGAGAUAGGUCACGUGCUGGGGUUGGCUCACAGCUCGGUGAAGGAAGCCGUGAUGUAUCCGAGCCUGAGUCCACGAACGAAGAAGACUGAGCUGAGGAUGGAUGACGUGGAUGGUGUACAGGCGUUGUAUGGGUCAAACCCAAAUUUCAAGUUCAGUUCUCUGAUGGAGUCCGAGAAUUCUUCGAACAAGGCCAGUGUUCUAACGAGUAGACCAGGGUCUCAUUCUUUGACGAUUUCUUUACUGGUGGUUGUUUAUUUGAUAUUUCUUGCGUGUCCAUGAAAGGGCAAUUUUUAUUUAUGGAUUUUUAAAAAAAAAAUUUUAUAGGUAGAUUCAAGUUGUGAAAAUAAAG